Molecule: messenger RNA, 4834 nt
Organism: Megalops cyprinoides (Indo-Pacific tarpon)
Lineage: Eukaryota; Metazoa; Chordata; Actinopteri; Elopiformes; Megalopidae
Gene: rsf1a
Product: remodeling and spacing factor 1a
Exons: 16
Coding region: 10-4503 (1497 amino acids)
Biological process (GO): regulation of DNA-templated transcription
Cellular component (GO): RSF complex
Source: RefSeq, a predicted model, not a curated record
UUGGAAAAAAUGGCUGCUCCGGCGGCAGCAGCGGGUCCUUCCCCCGGUUUGUGCCCAAGCUUCGCCGUUGUCUGUUCUUUUCUGGAGCGCUAUGGAGCUGUACUGGACCUGCCAGAGCUGACGUUUCCGCAGAUGGAGAGAUAUCUACAGGAGACCUCCACAGUUCCCAAGCCCUUGGUGGAGCUUCAUGUGAAGUUGAUGAGGAAAAUCGGCAAGUCAGUGUCUGCGGAAAGAUGGGAGAAGUAUCUUAUCAAGGUGUGUCAGGAGUUCAACACCACUUGGGCCUGGGAGCUGGAGAAGAAGGGGUACCGAGAGAUGACAAUAGAGUGCAAGACAGGAAUCCUCAAAUACUUGUGUGAGUGUCAGUUUGAUGAUAACAUCAAGUUUAAGACUGCAAUAAAUGAGGAGGAUCCCGAUAAGAUGCGCCUGCAGCCAAUUGGCCGGGACAAGGAUGGCCUCAUGUACUGGUUCCAGCUGGACCAAGACCACAAUGUGCGGGUCUAUGUGGAGGAGCAGGAUGACUUGGAUGGAUCCUCCUGGAAGUGCAUCGUUAGGACUCGAAAUGAUCUGGCAGAGACUGUGGAGCUGCUGAAGGCCCAGAUCGAUCCAGCGCUGUUGACCAAGAAGGAAACCCAGGAGGGGUCAGCCAGCACUAGCCCAAGCCUGGAAGAUCAAGAGAAUAAGAAAGAAGAGGGAGAAAAAGAGUCAGGGAGUUUGAAGAAGACUGAAAAAUCAGAGGACACCUCAGAGGAUGAAGAUGAAAAGCCUGCAAAGAGUACCAUUCGCUCCAUCUCCCCUACGACAGGAAACGACCUAAAGCCCUCUGUGAAGGAUGAUAAAGGGGACCUGAAGCAGGAGGGCAAGGUGGGACCCACAGAAAGCAAAGAUGAUAAUGAGAAAUCAGGGUCAACUACGAAGUCGGAGAAAACUGAGGAAAAGCCCAUGAUUGACAACCGGGUAAGGACCAUCACUGCAAUCAUCAAGGAAGAACCGAAAGAUUCUGUGCAGAACGCUGCCGUACUGGGAUUGGAGAAGAAGGAGGCCCCUUUAAAGAUGGAAACACAUGAGGAAACAAAGGAGAAGACCUCAGAGGAAGUGGAGAGGGCCAUGAAGAACGACCAGCAGGCUAAAAUCCCCCUGAAGAAGAGGGAGCUCAAAUUGAGUGAGGACUUUGACAAUGGGGGAAGCAUAAUUGUUCGCAACCCAUCCAUCACUCCCACCAAAGAGUUGCUGAAGGAGGAGGUGGAAAAGAUGGAAGAGGACAGCAAAGCACCUCCUCCUUCCUCCUCGGAUGGCUUGGAAAAGGAGCCAAAAGAUGACUUGAUCAAUGGGGAGGUACAGCCUGCUAAAGAUGUGGACAUGGGAACAGUAUCAGAUAAGUCUGAAAGCCAACAAGCUAAGAGAGCAGAAGAGCAGCAGGUUUGUGCCAUUGCUAGGGAGGAAAAGGGUCAAGUAGAGGACAGUGUGAAGGUUGAAACCGGCAAAGAGAAAGAAAAAUCUGCUGAACCAGUGCAAUUAACUGCGGCAGAAAAAAGCAUGAAACCUGUUCAAGAGCAGGCCAUUGCCACUGAAGAAAAAGAACCUUUAUCUACAAGUGAUGACUUGGCUUCUUCGGAAGAGAGGACAACAGCAACAGCUGUUGAAGAGACACCAAGCUUGUGUCCAGUAGUGGAGCCCACCCAGAAAGGAAGUCAAGAAGAACCCAUGGAGGUUUCUCCAAACAUCUUGGAGUCUAAAGAAAAAACUGGUAAGGAUGGCAUGGGUGAAGAGAAGGAAGAGGUCCCUGAUAAGAAGGGAGAGAAGGAUGGAGAGAAGUCCAUGAAAGAGUCCAACAGUACAGAGCCCAGUCACCCUGAGAAGGAUGAAUCUGAGGAGGCCACUGACGUGAAGGCUGAGGGAGAUGCUUUGCCUUCCAAGAAGGCAGAGGCUGAGAAGACCACAGGGGACCAAGAAAAGAAAAAUGCGGAGAGUGAAUCCACACCUGGAGAGGAAACUAAAAGUACUGAGAUGGAAGAAGAGGUGGCAGAAGGUGAGGAAGAGAAAGAGAAAAAGGGCUCUGAGAAGAGAAAGAAGAAAAGGAAAGGAAAAGCUGGGGCGUCAGAGGAUGACAAGGAGGACAAAGGGUCUACAGACAAAGACCAACAGGACGCUGAAAAAUCCAGUCUCGAUGAAGACGGAGCAGCAGCCAAGGAAGGUGAGGAGGGUGAAGAGGUGUCGUCAGAAAUCCAGAAGGAGGGUAUCCGUCUGAAGAUCAAAAUCCCCUCCCACAGGAGGAAAGAGGUGAUCCAGGCAGAGGAGAAGAAGCCAGAUCCAGGGACUGACAUGGCUGAUGGGAGGUCCCUGAGGAGGUCCCCCAGGAUAUGCCGACCCACUCCCAAACUGGCAGAAAUCCAGGACAUGAAGCUGGAAAGGAAGCACUUGGCUCCUUUGAUUGAGGAUGAUGGGGAAGAUGAGGAUGAAGAUGUGGAGAAGCCUCAGAGGAAACCAAGGGAAAACUCAAGGAAGGCUGAUGCAGAUGGCCAGAACAAGUUAACAAAGGGAAAACGGCGACGUCGGGCUCGAUGGUCAAACACUCGCACAAGGUGGCGCAAAAAUAAAGGCUCCAGUGAUGAUGAUGAGGAAGAGAGUGAGGAUGAUGACAGUGAUGAAGAUUACAAGGUAGAGAAGUCCAAGGACAGACGCGAGUCGGACUCGGAUUCAAACUCAGAGGAAACCCCCAAUGACGACCCCUGUAAACACUGUGGCCUCCCCAACCAUCCUGAAUUGAUCCUGCUGUGUGAUUCCUGUGACAGCGGCUACCACACGGCCUGUCUGCGACCCCCUCUCAUGAUCAUCCCGGACGGAGAAUGGUUCUGUCCCCCCUGCCAGCAUAAACUCUUGUGUGAAAAGUUGGAGGAACAGCUGCAGAACCUUGAUGUGGUUCUGAAGAAGAAGGAGCGUGCUGAACGAAGGCGGGAGCGCUUGGUGUAUGUGGGGAUCAGCGUGGAGAACAUCAUCCCAGCUCCCGUAAGUACCGAGGACUUGGAAUCUAAUGGCCGUAACGGGGUAAGUCCCCGCGCUGCUCAGGAGCCUGAAGUAGAAGAGGAAAAGCAGGAAAAGAAGAAAGAUGUCAAAAAGAGCAGAAAUCUGGGAAGGAGAUCGACAAGAACAAGGAAGUGCAUAAGCUACAGAUUUGAUGAGUUUGAUGAAGCUAUCGACGAGGCAAUCGAGGAGGACAUUAAGGAGGCUGAGGGAGGAGGUGCGGGCCGGGGCAAGGACAUGGCCAACAUCACAGGACACCGAGGGAAGGACAUCUCCACCAUCCUGCAGGAGGAGGGCAAGGAGAACCGCCGGCCAGCGAAGGCCGCGCCUGCUGCGCGCAGAAAGAAACGCCGACGCCUGAACGACCUGGACAGCGACAGCACCAUGGAGGAGGAGGAGAGCGAGGACGAGUUCCGCCUCAGCAGCAGUUCGGAGGAGGAGGAGUUUGUGGUUUCGGGGGAUGACGGGGAAAGCGACGCGGACGUGAACUCCAUGGACGACAGCGAUUUCGGGAGCUCUGGCUACGGCCCGCGGCACGCCGUGUCACGCAGCAGGAACCGGCCUCAGAAGAAGAGGACCACGCGGCGGCCGCAGCGGCGACGAAGAGGGUACUCCGAUGAGGAGGAAGAGGAGGAGACGGAGGAGGAAGAGGAGGAGGAAGAAGAAAUGGUGACGGAGGGCUCCAGCGAGUUCAGCGACAGCGACCUGGACAUGCGGCGGAGGCGUUCCCGUCGGAGCCAGAGGAAGCAGGUGAACUACUGCGAAACCUCCGACAGCGACAGGUCGCACACCGCCGUCCACCACAACAAGCAGAAGCUUCACCGGCGCCGCCUAUCCAGCUCUGAAAGCGAAGGGAGUUUUUGUUCCAGAGACUCCAAUGGAGAGGAUGAGGAGGAGGAGGGGAAGAAGAGGAAGAAGAGGGUGAAGGGCGAUUCCUCUGAGGAGGACACUCGGCAGUGGCGCAAGCGGCUGAAGCGACGGAGAGCCUCAGAGGAAGACUACAAAGCUGAAGAGGAGGAGGACUCGGAGGAGUCCGAAGAAGAGGAGCGGCCCGUCCGCAAGAGGCUGAACCGCAUUGAGACGGACGAGGACGAAGAGGAAGAGGAGGAAGUGGAGGAGAAGAAGAGGAAAAGGCCUGCAGUGGGGGAGGCAGAUGAGGGCGCAAAGAGACCCCACAGGAUCAACAGUGACGAUGAAGAGGAGGUGCUGGCGAAAGGGGAGAGCCCCCUGGACUAUAACUUAGUGGGGCUGCCCUCCACCAACGGACAGAGUGCGGCCAAGGGCCCCGGGGCAUUCGUCCCCAAGCACGGGGGUGCCGUCGGACCUAAGGACAGCGGGGCCUCGGCUACCCCCGUUGCCCCCAGCGCCCUGGCCGCCAACGGCAUGGUCCCCCAGGAGCUGCCCACACAAGACGAGGACGAGGACGACCUCUUAGGGGUGACUGACCUCGUGGACUACGUUUGUAACAGCGAACAGUUGUAGGAUAUUGUAAUUCUGUGUUUGUUUUAUGCCUUUCGUCAACAACCCCCUACUCCUGUGCUCAACCCCCCCAACCCCCGCCCCCCCAACUCCUGGAAAGGAACUGGACCUCUGAGUGAAGGGCGUCGCUGACCGUGGUGACAGGCGCAUUUUCUUUGUGCAGUAACACCCUGUCCUUCUACUCACUACACAGACUGACACAGACCCAGAUGAAGAUCAGAGGUGUCCUACCAUGGACACAGAACUUUGUCUUUGUAGUACAGCACUUGAGGGGCCAGUUUUUGGUCUUUUUUUUUUUUUCUUUUAUUUAAAAAAAAAAAAAGUUAAUAUGGUA